Rhea pennata is the source of this 3611-nucleotide messenger RNA. It is a transcript of the gene SLC27A4, whose product is annotated as solute carrier family 27 member 4. The transcript has 13 exons. Gene Ontology annotation, biological process: long-chain fatty acid import into cell; very long-chain fatty acid catabolic process; medium-chain fatty acid transport. Gene Ontology annotation, molecular function: long-chain fatty acid transmembrane transporter activity; long-chain fatty acid-CoA ligase activity. Gene Ontology annotation, cellular component: microvillus; endoplasmic reticulum membrane; plasma membrane. Lineage: Eukaryota; Metazoa; Chordata; Aves; Rheiformes; Rheidae. The coding region runs from base 66 to 2000 and encodes 644 amino acids. The record is from RefSeq and is a predicted model, not a curated record.
CCCGCUCCCGCUCCCGGCGGCGGCGCAGGUGGCCGGGCCGCAGCGGAGCGCACCGGAGCCCGGCCAUGAUGCUGCGUCUGGCUGCCCUCGCAGUGCUGCUGCUGUUCUUUAGGGUCAGCCUGGAGUUGUCCUGGGCCCUGGCCAUCCCUGCUCUCUUUGUCUUCUACCUGGGGUCCGGUGGAUGGAAAUUCCUCCUCAUAUUCUUAAAGACAAUACGGAGAGACCUCACCACGGGGCUGGUCCUGUUGCGGGUGAAGUGGCAGGUGUGGAGGCAUGUGAGGGAGAAAAAUACCAUUGCCAAGAUCUUCCAAAAGACAGCAAGCAAGUAUCCAGAGAAGACAGCACUCAUAUUCCAAGGCACGGGCGAGAGCUGGACCUUCCGGCAGCUGGAUGAGUACUCCAACCGUGUGGCGAAUUUCUUCCGUGGACAAGGCUUCCGCUCUGGUGAUGUGGUGGCUCUGUUCAUGGAAUCCCGCAACCAGUACGUAGGGCUGUGGCUUGGCUUGGCCAAGAUUGGGGUGGAGACAGCCCUUGUGAAUUCCCAUCUGCGCAUGGAGGCCUUGCUGCACUGCAUCACCAUCUCCAACUCCAAGGCUGUGAUUUUUGGGGUAGAGAUGAUGGAAGCCAUGCAGGAAGUGCAGCCCUCCCUGGAGAAAUCCAUUCAUCUCUUCUGGUCUGGUGAAGGAAGCCCCAAGUCAGCAAUUCCUGGUGCAAAACACCUGGAUCCCCUUUUGGAGACGGCCCAGCAGGUCCAGCCAACCCCUCCUGAGAAGGGCUUCCUUGAUAAGCUCUUCUACAUCUACACCUCUGGCACCACAGGAAUGCCCAAGGCUGCCAUUGUGGUGAACUGCAGGUACUUCCGCAUGUCCAGCUUAGUUUAUUACGGUUUCCGCAUGAGGCCCGAUGAUGUGAUGUAUGACUGCCUCCCACUCUACCAUGCUGCAGGGAACAUUGUGGGAGUUGGGCAGUGCCUGCUGCAGGGCAUGACAAUUGUCAUCCGCAAGAAGUUCUCAGCCUCACACUUUUGGGAGGACUGUGUGAAAUACAACUGUACGAUUGUGCAGUACAUUGGUGAGAUCUGCCGUUACCUGCUGAACCAGCCAUACCAGGAGGUGGAGCGGCAGCACCGGGUGCGCAUGGCGCUGGGCAAUGGGCUGCGAGCCUCCAUCUGGCGAGAGUUCAUGGCCCGCUUUGGCAUCGCCCAGGUGGCUGAGUUCUACGGGGCCACUGAAUGCAACUGCAGCUUGGGCAACUUCGACAGCAAUGUUGGGUCCUGUGGCUUCAACAGUAGGAUCCUGCCAGGUGUGUACCCCAUCGGCUUGGUGAAGGUGGAUGAAGACACCAUGGAGCUGAUCCGGGGGCCAGAUGGUGUCUGUAUCCCCUGCAAACCAGGGGAGCCGGGGCAGCUGGUGGGCCGCAUUGUCAAGAGCAACCCCUUGCAGCACUUUGAUGGCUACCUGAAUCAGUCAGCCACCAACAAGAAAAUCGCCAAGGAUGUUUUUUCAAAGGGGGAUGCUGCCUAUCUCACAGGGGACGUCCUGGUCAUGGACAAAUACGGUUACAUGUACUUCCGGGACCGCACUGGGGACACAUUUCGCUGGAAGGGGGAGAACGUCUCCACUACAGAGGUGGAGGGGACACUGAGCCGCAUCCUCAACUUGACAGACGUUGUUGUUUACGGGGUGGAGAUCCCAGGGAUUGAAGGGAAGGCAGGAAUGGCAGCCAUCGCUGACCCCGAGAACUCCUGUGACCUGGAGAGCUUUGCUGGUGAGCUGAAAAAGGCUCUGCCGCUGUACGCGCGGCCCGUCUUCCUGCGAUUUCUGCACGAGGUCUCCAAGACAAGCACUUACAAAUUCCAGAAGAUGGAGCUGCGCAAGGAGGGCUUUGACCCUGUGCUAGUGAAGGACAGGUUGUACUUCCUGGACUCCAGGCAAGGCCACUACCUGCCCCUGGACCAGGAAGCGUUCAGCAGGAUCCAGUCGGGACAGCAGAAGCUGUAACCAGUGGGGCUCGAGCAAGGCACCUCCCCAAGUCCUGCGGGGGAGGAGGGGGGCAGGGCAGGCGCUGGGGAAGAAAAGGUUCAAGGAGCGAUAUAAAGGCACGCUAGAGAUUUUGUUUGACGAGUUUGACAGCGGGUUGGGGGGAAUGCAGGGGUGACAGAGGGGUGGGAGAUGGUUACAUACCAAAGCAUAGACUCAUUAUGGCUUUAUUUUCUAAUUGGUACAGUGGUGGUGGUCCCGUGCCACGGGAGGGGCAUGUCCCCAGCCAGUUGAGGAGGGAUGGGGUGCCCUUUCCAUUCCAUUUUGUUUUUCCUGUCUUCCCCCUCCCUUUUUCUGCCUGCAGCAGCCCUUCCUCAUGCAGGCCAUGAAGGGACCAGUGCUGGGCUCUUUCCCCCCUCCUCCUCCAUUAAGCAGCCAGCUCCUCCCUGGUGCAGGGCCCUGGCUGGCAGAGGGAAGCGGGGUGCCAGGCGCAACCCCCACCCUCUGCGUGGCCCGCUGGUGUCGUGUUUCUGCUGUGAAUCGGGAGCAGGAUAGUGCUGGGUUCCAGGGGAGGGACAGGGAGGUGUUUCUGCCAUGCCUUGCUCUCUCCUGGGGAUAACAUUUCUAUUUUUCACAAUCACACGCACAUUAUACACACACAUUAUAUAUAUAUAAGUAUAUAUAUAUAUAUAUAUAGUAUGUGUGUGUGUGUAUGUAUAUAUACACGCAUAUAUAUUAUACAUGCUGACUUUUUUUUUCCUCCAAUCUUAAUUUAUUGUCCUUACUUUUGAAUGUGUCUCGGGUUUGUGCAGUAGGUGGAGGGACAUCCCAGACCUGUCCUCUCUUGGAGAGCCCUUUUCUCUCACAGGGAGACGGGACACUCUCAUCUGGGACUGAGUCUCCUCUUCCAACGUGGGCGCAGCCAUGUGUGUCCCUGUGGCCUUGCUGGAUGGUGAAGGAUGUGAGCGAACUCUGCUGUCUUACGGACACUUCUCUGGGUCUCUUUCUUCCACCGUUUGUGGAUGCAGCCUUGUUUCGUGCACUUUCUUCCUUGCAGAGAGCAGGUGGGAGAGUGGGAAUGGAGGGCCUGGCUUGGCUUUGCUUAGUCGUACUCAGCGCCUCAGAAACAUGGAGCGGCUCUAGGGGCUUUCCUGCUGCGAUGGCUGGGCCGUGGACGUGGGAGGCAACUUGCCUAGGGGAGAAACUCCUCCAGAGGGUGGUCUCUGUGAGAGCCUGACUUAACAAUCUCUGCGUCUCCUCCUGCAAGAGUCCCUCUCCACCUCCCCAGCAGGAGACUGGCCUCCGAACUGAAAUGUCUGUGUUAAACACCUGACUUGCGCUAUGUGAAUUCCCUGCGUUGUGUCCGAUGUGAAACAGCCUUAGCAGCAAUGUCUGAUUCCAGCCCUUGGAGACCAUGCAGAAACAUCUGUUUCAGAGAAAACUCUGGGUUGGGUUAUCUUCUUUUUUUUUUUUAACGGUUUGUUCGAUGCUUUUAGCAGAGUUACACUUGAAAAUGACAUGUGUGUCUUGCAAGGGCAGUGUGUGUCUGCUCUUUUAGCUGUGCUUCCACACCAACAUACCUGCCUGCCCCAGUCUGUCCUGUCCUCACAAUUAAAUGCGAGUAUGGGCUAC